Lucilia cuprina (Australian sheep blowfly) is the source of this 985-nucleotide messenger RNA. RefSeq names its product adenylate cyclase, aggregation specific. The record is from RefSeq and is a predicted model, not a curated record. The transcript has 2 exons. NCBI's taxonomy places the organism in Eukaryota, Metazoa, Arthropoda, Insecta, Diptera, Calliphoridae. Bases 336 to 848 code for a protein of 170 amino acids.
AUUUCUUUCUUUACCCUUUCCAUAGGCGCCAAGAAAAAGAAGCUAGUCGCCGCGAAAAAGAGGCACGCAAAAUCGAACGCGAAACCGCAAGACGUCUCGAACGCGAGGCGGCCAAAUUGGAAAAACUCAAUCGUAAUGCAGAGAAAAUUUCACGCAGCACUGAACGUGUUAGCGGUCCUACACCACGUUCCGGUUCGCUUGAGCGUCGACGCAGUGGCGAUGAAUUGCCCGUACUCAAUCAGUCUACCGUACACGGUAUUGCUAGUCCUAAUCGUAGACCCACCAUUUUCGAUGUAUUUCGUCAGCGUGGUAAAUCGGAUGCGAAAAAGCAGAAAAUGCUAUUGGAUCCAUUGUCGGCGGCUGCAGCAGCAUCGGGAAAUGAGAUGGGCAGUGCCAGUAGUACACACUCGUCAUCGGGUGUGGGCGGUGGAGGAGGUGGUGCCGGUGGUGGCGGUACUGGUGUUAUGAAUUCCAUGAAAGUAGCUUUACAAAAUUCCGGCCUUAUAGGUGGCGGCCAUCAUCAGAAGCAGCAACAGCAUCCCGCGGUGACGAUAACAACGGCCGAGGGUACGUCGGUGAAGAAUAAGUACAAAGAUGGUUCGGCCCAUCCGCAUCAGGGUAGUGAUGCUCAUUAUUAUCAUACAGUUACGGCUGUACGUAGAGCCGAUGCUUCCCGUUCGCCUAUGACCAAAGUGAUGGACUUGUUUAGACAUCGUUCAAAUUCUGCAGCCACAGAAGCUGAUAAACGUAAAGCGGUGAGUUUACAAAUUUUUUGUUUUCUUUUAUUAAGGCGUUAUUACACUACAUUAUGUUGGGUUGUGAACUUGACUAAAUUUGUUUUGAGGUGAUUUAGUUAAGACACUUUGUUGUGUGGUGUAUUUUAUAUAUCAAUUGGAAUAGCUACCAGCCGAUAGAUGUCGCUUGUACAUUUUUUGAGUUUUAUUGAAGCAAUCAAUGAACACUGACCAAAAGUAGUAUUUUACUA